This is a messenger RNA of Penicillium waksmanii, 1557 nucleotides long. Its product is annotated as putative JmjC domain protein. The record is from RefSeq and is a predicted model, not a curated record. Lineage: Eukaryota; Fungi; Ascomycota; Eurotiomycetes; Eurotiales; Aspergillaceae. Gene Ontology annotation, molecular function: 2-oxoglutarate-dependent dioxygenase activity. The transcript has a single exon. Bases 1 to 1557 code for a protein of 518 amino acids.
AUGUCUCUCCCCGCUGUUAUCAGUUCGGCGGUGUCGUCCAUUGCCCACCCCACCUCAGAAGAUCCGAUCUUCGAUUGUCACCACAAUAUCACGAGCAUAUUUGAAGACCCUGAUACAUCAUUAGCGUUGGCGGACUCGAAGCUACGCGUGUUUCCCUUCAAAGAUGUACAUGUUUGCUGGCGACGGCUGUACACCGACGCGUCUAUCGCGAAAGUGUGUCUCGUCAUCAUACGAGAAUGCAAGCUAAGUCGACAGGUUGAGCCCGGCAAGUCGGACCUCGAGAAACUUGCCGAAGAGAUCCAAAGUGUUACGACGCCCCUUCAGAUUGACCCGGAUGCCGCAUGGCUCUCGGAAGUCGUCCACGUCCUUGACAAGGCACUGAUCAUGACUGGCGCGCCAUUGCGCGAGAAGCUCAUCGAGGAGUUGUUAUCGAGGCUUCAAGCAGAUACAGAAGGCGAGGAAGAAUCCCACACCUCUGAUCAUGGCGACAAGCCGCCCACGAAACGAAGAAAGAUUUCCUCCUCCCUCUUCCCUUCGCAUUCGCUCCCGAUACCCCGCCUCGAACAUCCCGUCCCACGCGUAUCGGCGCCAUCCUUCGACUCGAUCGAGCACCAUAUCCAAAAUAUUCGCACCCCUCUCGUCAUAACAGACACACUGAACCAUUGGCCAGCUCUGUCGACACGACCGUGGACCUCGCGGGAGUACUGGUGGAAGCGGACAUUCGGCGGGCGCAGGCUCGUCCCCGUCGAAGUAGGCAGAUCAUACACGGACGACGAUUGGGGUCAAAAGAUCAUGGAAUUUCGAGAAUUCGCGGAUCGAUUUCUAUGGCAGGGCGACUUGAGCAUCUGCUCGACUGGGGACAAUGACGAGGUGGAGACCGGGUACAUGGCACAACAUGACCUAUUGGCACAGAUCCCAGCUCUGAGAAAUGAUAUCGGCGUCCCGGAUUAUUGUUACAUUAACCCUCCAGAUGCGGAACAAGGGACCCCAGUCUAUGAGAGUAAGCGCCGUGACCGUGAAGCCGCGCGGGCUGCUUUGAAUUCCGAUCCCGAGUCAGCGGAUGGGAAUGCGACUGCUCCUGAUGGCACUUCCGAUGGCUCCUCAGAUGCAGGGUCACUCAUGGAGUUCCCGCAGGACCCGAUGAUCAACAUCUGGAUAGGACCCUCAUGGACGAUCUCGCCGCUGCAUCAUGAUCCGUACCAUAACAUUUUCGUGCAAGUUGCCGGGGCCAAGUACGUACGAUUGUACUCGCCACAUACACCAGCUUCACAGAUCCACCCUCGAGGUAAGGAGUGGGUCCCCUCUGAUGAUAAAGUCAAACAUGGCACUUCUGCAGACGAUAUAGGUGAUUCAAAAGGCAAGUACAUCGAUAUGUCAAAUACCUCCCAGGUAGACGUUGCAGCUAUCGAACUAUCCCUGCCGAGGCAGAUCAAUGGGAAGAACAGUGGCCUGGGUUUAUGGAUGCUGAGUAUGUCGAGACAGUUUUGCAGGAAGGUGAAAGCCUUUACAUUCCUGUUGGGUGGUGGCACUACGUGCGUGGAUUACGCGCCGGAGUGA